Molecule: messenger RNA, 990 nt
Organism: Colletotrichum siamense
Lineage: Eukaryota; Fungi; Ascomycota; Sordariomycetes; Glomerellales; Glomerellaceae
Product: putative urease accessory protein ureD-like
Exons: 1
Coding region: 1-990 (329 amino acids)
Molecular function (GO): nickel cation binding
Source: RefSeq, a predicted model, not a curated record
AUGGGCUCGCCAUUCCCAAAGUCCUCGUCGGCUGCUGGGGAGGGCGAAAUCGUUGCUCAGUUAUUGCCAAACGGGCUCUCGGGCUUGCAGGCCAUGUCAUACCAGUAUCCACUGAAACUCAUCUCCCCCUCCCCAGCGGCCGACCAGAAAUGUGUCCUGGUGUUCCUCUUGUCUUACGGCGGCGGACUCGUUGGAGGCGACAGCGUGAACCUGUCUAUGCGUGUGCUCCCACAUGCGAAGCUCGGUGUUGUCACCCAGGGUCACACCAAGAUCUUCAAAUCACCGUCUCCUGACGUCGUCACGCGCCAGAAGCUCGAGGUCAACAUUGGCGAAGAGGCCGGUCUCUGCCUCCUGCCUGAUCCUGUGCAGCCCUUUGACGGAAGCGUAUACGAACAAACUCAAAUCUUUACAGCAGCACCGACUGCCUCUCUGUGUCUGCUGGAUUGGGUGACACAAGGCAGAACGGCGCGAGGCGAGGAUUGGAGUUUCGUCAAAUGGUCUGGGCGCAACGAGAUUUGGUCCUCUUCAGAGACCCCAGGAAGCAAGAAGCGUCUGCUCGUGAGAGACACAGUCAUUUUGGACAGGAGCAGCCAGGGCAUGGUCGGGAGAUCAUUGCGAGAAUCGAUGCAUGGCAACGGGUUGUUUGGUACUCUCAUCCUUCGCGGCCCGCAAAUGCAGUCUGUUGGCAACUUUUUCCUUGACGAGUUUUCAGCACUACCCCGCUUGGGCGCAAGAGAUUUCAGGUCUGCAGAGGUGCGCGCGGAAGAGGAAAGCAAUCUGAGCGAGGCUGAGUUAUGGCGACUGAAGCGCAUAGAAAUGGAAACGAAGCAGAGCAUCUUGUGGUCAGCGGCCAGAGUACGGGGUUGUGUCAUUGUCAAGUUUGGAGCGAGCACUGUCGAGGCCGGCCGCUUGUGGAUUGGAAGCAUGUUAUCCCGGGAAGGCAACAUUACCAGAAUCUUCGGAGACCAAGCGUUGAUGUGUGUGAAGUGA